Molecule: messenger RNA, 1051 nt
Organism: Lasiosphaeria miniovina
Lineage: Eukaryota; Fungi; Ascomycota; Sordariomycetes; Sordariales; Lasiosphaeriaceae
Exons: 2
Coding region: 179-598 (139 amino acids)
Source: RefSeq, a predicted model, not a curated record
UGGGAAUCCCUCCCGCCCAUUUCGUGAUAAAGCGCCAGGAUGCGCCAGGCAAAGCUCGGCGCAAGGCAUUUUGUUUCUUCUCAAGGGAGGGGAACCAUAAACUGGAAUGAAUGACGAGGCUGUCGUCGAGACGAGAGUAUAGAGGAACAGGAUUUAGUAAUAGAUCACAUGCAGGCCUAUGAAUGAGACGAUGCGACUAUCACCCAUCCCACCGUAUUUCCCUCAAAGCCUCGUCGGUCUUGUUUCUGCUCUUGUCGUUUUUAUUCAAAAACGACAAGCGCGGCUGUCGAUCGUCAACAUUUGGACAACUUUAGCACGAUUACUUGUCUUGUAUCUCAUAGACAGCUUAGCAACCCGGACUCUCACCCUGAGCGAGGGACGAGAGAUAAAUGUACAGGGCCAGCCAAGUGCAGGGGCAACAGCCACGGGCAACGGCCACGGGAAACUUCCCCUGCCUACAGGACGGCUGGGAACAUAUUUGCCGAUGCGCAGGUGGUUGUUGGUCCUGCGGCCCGGUCCGGGUUCGACACCCCGUUCCCGGCUCGAUGUCGAGGCUGCGGGGCUUGCCCGUCUCCAUUCAUUUUCUUCAAGUCCAUAGUGGACUUGGAUGUAGUGCAGCUCCUAGCCUGCGCUACCUAGGUAGUUCAGCCUGACAUUGAGAUUGCAGAUGUCUUUCUUGCCAAGUUGAUACAAGAGCUGCUGCACAACGUACGUAAGGUACCUUAGGUAUGGCAAACGUACCGUUUCCAAAGCUUGCACAUUCCACACACUGAGGUGCCGCCGAAAUCAUGUCCGCAGGCCGAUGGAGGAGCCCGAGACCCGAUCACAGACCACCAAAUAGGCGUGGCAAGGUAAAUCACCUACCCCGAGGUAUCUCUAGCGUAACGGAUCCAGAGCGAGGAGAAUGGCGCCGUCUCUAGAAUUGGCCUUCCGAGGGAAAGGAGUCCCAGGUGUCGUCUCCCCUUUCCGGGCCGAUGCUUCCAUGGGCUUGGGCUCCUUCUUAGAGGGUUCGGACUCAGGGGAUUUUGGGCUUGAGGCACGUCUAGGUGGG